Messenger RNA from Heterostelium album PN500, 1140 nucleotides. Its product is annotated as protein serine/threonine kinase. The coding region runs from base 1 to 1140 and encodes 379 amino acids. The record is from RefSeq and is a predicted model, not a curated record. The transcript has a single exon. Lineage: Eukaryota; Evosea; Eumycetozoa; Acytosteliales; Acytosteliaceae.
AUGCCAAAACCAUCGGAUAAUAGAUUAUAUAGUAAUAAUUCAUUAAAGACACAUGAUAUAUGGAGAUCUAUGAAUGGCGGUGCUGAGAAAGAAAAAGAGGUAAAAGAUCCAAAUUUACAUGGUCCGUCGUUGGAUGUUGCCGAUAACUACAAAGGUUUGAUGGCUAUCGCUCGUUUGACCGGUGCUGCCGACAAUCAAGCUGUCACAAGAGGAUCUUGUAAAAAGUGUGGAGCUGUCGGUCAUCUAACUUAUAUGUGUACAAACCUCGUUGAAUUCAAAUUGAAUAGUGGCAGUGGUGGUGUUGGUGGUAGUUCUUCUAACAAUCAGAGUGAUGAUCUAGAUGUAUCGAGUACAUCCUCAGAGAGCAGUAGCAGUGAAAGCGAAGAUAAAGAUAGCAAAAAGAGAAAGCAUAAAUCAAUGGAGCGAUCGGGAUCAAGAUCAAGAUCGAGAUCGACUUCAAGAACAAAGAGUAAAGAUAGAAAGAGAGAAAAGUAUAGAAAACAAAUGGAAAAGAGAAGAUUGAAGAAAGAGAAGAAAAGAGAGAGGCACGAUAGAUCGAGAUCAAGAUCAAGAUCACUGAGUAAAGAUAGAAAUAGAGAUAGAGACGAUGAAUCGAGUACAAGUAGAUCGAGUAGCAGAGAGCGAAAGAAAGAGAAGAAAUUGAAAUACAAAAAAUUGAAACAAUACUACAAGAAAGAACAAAAGAGAAAGUAUAAGAAGUACGAGAAGGAUCAUUCCGAUGAAAGUAGAAGCAGAAGUAGAAGUAGAGGUAGAGAUAGAUCGAGAUCAAGAUCAACUUCGAGAUCAAGAAAAGACAGACAUCACGAUAAGAAAUAUAGACAUAAACAUCACAGAAAGAAUAGAGAUAGAGAUGCCAGUAGAAGUAGAAGUAGAAGUGGAAGUAGAAAUAGAAACAAAGAAAGAACUAAUAGAGAUAGAGAUAGAGAUAGAAGUUUAAGUAAAGAUAGAUAUAGAAAUAAAGAUAGAAGUAGAAGUAGAAGUAGAAGCAACAGUAGAAAUAGAAGUAACCGAACAAGAAGUAGAAGUAGAAGUAACAAUAACAUUAGAACUAAUACACCUACAAAUAAUAAUAAUAAUAAUUCACAGAGUAUCGAACCAAUUGUAUCAAAUUCAAUUUAA